UCCAUGCGCUACGCAGCAAAAUAGGAGUUCUCUAGGAGGAAAUGUCUGCGGGCCAGCUGCCGCUUAUCUAAACAGAUUUUACGCAUUGCUAUUUCUUUCUCCGCGAAGGAGUUCCCCCUGUAAUGACGCAACUCUUGACAUAAUGCCACUUAAGGAUUGUGUCACUCCGGGCGAAUCCUGACGUUUUGGUUGAUUCACCAUCCAGUACAUAUCUUCAAUAACUCAAGGAUGAAAUUCAAGUUUUACUGAUUAGGAAGUUCGAGAGAGAUGGGGAAGGAUCACCAAACAAGCACUGUCUGGAUACAUUUCCCAAACACCUGGGACCAAGCGUACCGAUUUUUAACAACAUCAAUCUUCACGGUUAUAUUGUUACCUUGCGUAUUCAGUUUACGAACGCGAAUGGUUCCACCCGGUCACGAAAUAAUACUAGCAAGGGAUGCAGUCAAAGAAAGCCUCAAAGUUCUCACCAUUGACGGGAAGGAGUGCAAAUUUCCGUUCCGGCUUGGAGGGACCGUUUACCAUCAGUGCGUCUCCCUCAGCUCAACGAGGCCUUGGUGCUCCCUCACACACAACUUUGACCGAGAUGGCCAGUGGGGAUACUGCAUUACUGAGAAUGACCACCCCAACGAGAUCAGGCCUGUGUCCAGACGAGAGCCAGACCCCUGUGCUGGCCAGCCAUGCUGGAACGGUGGCCUGUGCACGCGCGUCAUGCACAAGCGCACGUUUGAUUGCACCUGUCCGGAGGGAUUCUCGGGCAGACGAUGUGAAGAGAGGAAGUGCUUCGAGGAGACACACCUGCGUUACUAUGACUCGGGAGAUUCCUGGGGUCGUAUCGCCAACCGUUUGGUGGAGCAGUGCUCAUGUCUGGACGGCAAGACACUUUGUGAGAGUACACGAUACACAGGCUGUUCCUGGAACCCGUGUGAGAAUGAGGGGACGUGUCGAAUGAUCGAGGACACAGGGGAAGAGGUGUGUGCCUGCCGGUCAGGAUACAGUGGACCCUUCUGCAGCAUUGUCCCUGACUCACGGUGUUACCAGGGCAACGGGGCGGACUACAGGGGCAUAGUCAACACCACAAAGUCUGGGACACACUGCCUGCCCUGGAACUCCGACCUGCUGUUCGACGAGCUCAGCCUGGACAGGGCAAAAGACAAGGACCUCAAGGGACUGGGCGAACAUGCCUUUUGCAGGAAUCCUGAUAAGGAUGGCAUGCCGUGGUGUUACACGAUGCAAGACGGAGCUGUGUCCUGGGAAUACUGUGACAUUCCAGCCUGCUUCAGAGUCCCCGCAUCCAGGCGAGUCGUCCCUAUGCCCCCCCGUGAGAGACCAGCUCCCAGCCCCACCAAUCUGCUUCGCCCCAUCCGACCCAACAAGUGUGGCACACGGCACAAGAAGCGAAUCCCACGGGGCCGGAUCCUGGGGGGGACCUCGGCACUGCCAGGCUCGCAUCCCUGGAUGGCCGGCAUCUACAUAGGGGAGGAGUUCUGUGGGGGCACUUUGAUACACGCCUGCUGGGUGGUGUCAGCCGCCCACUGCUUCUCCCGCAAUCCUAGAAAGUCCAAAAUUAAAGUGGUCCUUGGGCAGCACUUUUUCAAUGAUACAGGCCCCAAUGCUAGGAGCUUCGGUGUAGAAAACUAUUUCUUUCCACCUACAUACAACCAGUUUGAGCCCACCCGUCAUGAUAUUGUGUUGUUGAAGUUAGAGAAGAAAGAUGGCCGCUGUGCCCGGAGAAGUCCGUUCAUCCGGCCCAUCUGUUUGCCAGAGAAGAACACCACCUUCCCCGACUUCUACUGCUGCCAAAUCACCGGCUGGGGACACACUGCGGAGAAGGGAACCACAUACUCCCACCUGAGGGAAGGUGUGGUUGGGAUUUACCCUUUUGACUGGUGCUCCCGGCCGGAAGUCUACGGCCCAGAGAUUCGUCCAGGAAUGUUGUGUGCGGGGAGUAACCGCUGUGUGGACGCUUGCCAGGGAGACUCGGGUGGUCCGUUGGCCUGCACGCGCGAUGGAGUCAGCAUCCUGUACGGAGUGAUCAGCUGGGGGGACGGCUGUGGACGGAAGAACAAGCCUGGCGUCUACACCAAAGUCGCCGACUACGUCAACUGGAUCACUAAACAAGUCCGCUCGGGGUCCUAGCACAGCACAGUAGGCCAUGGACCUCUCUAGAAGAACAAGCACACACACUACGUUCAACCAGUGCUGGUCAAGGAGACACAGCUAUGCAGGAGUACAUCUCAUCAAGCACAUUCUGUGCUGCUGUUGGGGAGUAGACAUGUAUUUUGGCCGAACUCUGAACUUGUGACUUACGUUAAGGUCUUGAGUUGAAGUGCUUGAGGAAGAUAUGGAUCUUUAAAGGACACGCACACAUAUGGGAUAAAUCUGUUUGGCUGUUUGACUUGGAGCACAGUACAGAGAGGAACUAAGGACUAUUUUUUUAUUUUCAUAUUUUAUGUCUUGAAGGGAACAGAGGGAGUUUUUACAACCCAACUGUGAAUAUGAUGUAUGUUAUUUUCAUGUUUAUUAUACAAUAAAUAUUGCCCAAAAUGGAAAACACUA
This is a messenger RNA of Alosa alosa (allis shad), 2556 nucleotides long. It is a transcript of the gene hgfac, whose product is annotated as hepatocyte growth factor activator. NCBI's taxonomy places the organism in Eukaryota, Metazoa, Chordata, Actinopteri, Clupeiformes, Clupeidae. The record is from RefSeq and is a predicted model, not a curated record. The coding region runs from base 268 to 2136 and encodes 622 amino acids. Gene Ontology annotation, biological process: blood coagulation; zymogen activation. Gene Ontology annotation, cellular component: extracellular region. The transcript has 14 exons. Gene Ontology annotation, molecular function: serine-type endopeptidase activity.